CUUCUGUUGUUCACUCCCACGGACUUUAAAUCAUUGUCUGCUUUCCAAAAGUUCAGAUAAGUCACCUCUGUGAAAGGGGUCUGCCAUCCCAAACAAUUCAUGGAAGACUGCACAGGACUGGAUAAAUUAUUAAGAACAGAGCGUUCUGAACGUCCACACGAAGUGGAAGAGCCUUAACCUGAAGGUGCUGUGUAUUAUUUACACUGAAGAAGCUCCUGGGUGGACAGGAAAGCGCUGACAGGUCAAAUGGACCCCAUGGAACUGAGAAAUGUCAACAUUGAGCCAGACGACGAGAGCAGCAGUGGAGAAAGUGUUCAAGACAGCUACACGAGGAUGGGGAACUCUGAAAAGGCAGCCAUGAGCAGCCAAUUUGCUAACGAAGAUGCCGAAAGUCAGAGGUUCCUAACAAAUGGAUUUUUGGGGAAGAAGAAGCUGGCCGAUUACACGGAUGAACACCACCCUGGAACCACUUCCUUCGGAAUGUCCUCAUUCAACCUGAGUAAUGCCAUCAUGGGCAGUGGGAUCUUGGGCUUGUCCUACGCCAUGGCCAACACGGGGAUUGUCCUCUUUGUAAUCAUGUUGCUUACUGUGGCCAUUUUAUCGCUCUAUUCGGUUCACCUUCUGUUAAAGACAGCCAAGGAAGGAGGGUCUUUAAUUUAUGAAAAGUUAGGGGAAAAGGCAUUUGGAUGGCCCGGGAAAAUUGGAGCCUUUGUCUCUAUUACAAUGCAGAAUCUUGGAGCCAUGUCAAGCUACCUCUUCAUCAUUAAAUAUGAACUGCCUGAAGUUAUCAGAGCAUUCAUGGGACUUGAAGAAAACACUGGGGAAUGGUACCUCAAUGGCAACUACCUCGUCAUAUUUGUGUCUGUGGGAAUUAUCCUUCCACUCUCUCUCCUUAAAAAUUUAGGUUACCUUGGCUAUACCAGUGGAUUUUCCCUGACGUGCAUGGUGUUUUUUGUCAGCGUGGUGAUCUACAAAAAAUUUGAAAUACCCUGCCCUCUGCCUGUCCUGGAUCACAAUGUUGGAAAUCUGACGUUCAACAGCACACUUCCCAUGCACGUGAUUAUGUUACCCAAUAACUCAGAGAGCACUGACGUCAACUUCAUGAUGGAUUACACUCACCGAAACCCUGCAGGGCUGGAUGAGAACCAGGCCACCGGCCCUCUUCACAGCAGUGGAGUGGAGUACGAAGCCCACAGUGAUGACAAGUGUCAACCCAAAUACUUCGUUUUCAAUUCCCGGACCGCCUAUGCAAUCCCAAUCCUAGCAUUCGCUUUUGUCUGCCACCCCGAGGUCCUACCCAUCUACAGUGAACUUAAAGAUCGGUCCCGGAGAAAGAUGCAGACAGUGUCCAAUAUUUCCAUCACAGGGAUGCUCGUCAUGUACCUGCUUGCUGCUCUCUUUGGCUACCUAACUUUCUAUGGGGAAGUUGAAGAUGAAUUACUCCAUGCUUACAGCAGAGUCUACACAUUUGACACCCCUCUGAUCAUGGUACGCGUGGCCGUCCUGGUGGCAGUGACGCUAACUGUGCCCAUUGUCCUCUUCCCAAUCCGGACCUCCGUGAUCACACUGCUGUUCCCCAGAAGACCCUUCAGUUGGGUAAAGCACUUCCUGAUCGCCGCAGUGAUCAUUGCGCUCAACAAAGUCCUUGUCAUCCUCGUGCCCACCAUCAAAUACAUCUUUGGAUUCAUAGGUAAGUUUCAGAAGAGCUUUUGUUUGAUCAGUUCCAAAGUAUGCCUCCGUGCUCCCUCUGGAUCACAGGCUUUGGUCUUCCUCGUGACUGGGAUCAUCUUCAUGAUGGGAAGCAUGGCGCUCAUCAUAAUCGACUGGAUUUACAACCCUCCAAAUCCCAAGCACCACUAAGCCCGAGGAAAGACUUUCCAUUGGAAAUGACUGAAGUUAUGCUCCAGAGGACAUCCUAGUGGCCCCGACGGGGAUGUCAUUGAGAGAAAACAACAAGAAGAUUCCAAGGACACAUCCUAGUUCCAUUGCCUGAGACCCGUGAGAGAGAAAAUGAUGGGUUUGGUCGGGAAUGGCGAAUGAUGCAUUAAAAAGCUGUGGCGCACAUUUCAACCCAGGCCUUCUAGUGCGGUGUGUGGUGCCCAAGGUGUGUUCUGCAGAUGUGCAAGCAGAAUCCGCUUGACUGUGUAUCUUGGUCAGCAAAUAAUGCCAUGUCCCCUCUGCUCACUCCCCACACUUCACCGCCCCAGAUUAACAAAUAAUUUGAUUCUCAACAUCAAGCAAAAAAUGCCCCAGUGGCAAAGCCAUCAUCACUUAAGGCCAUCUCCCAUCCUGCAGCAACACUACGAGUCUACUGACUGACGGAGACAGGCGUGUAUCUUGAGAACGGUCCCUGUGAGGUUCAUGAACGGCAGAUACCAGUCUAGAGUACUUUGUUACGAUACUAAAGAGUAGUUUGCCCAAUCUGCUUGUUACACUGAAUUAGCGCCAUUGGUUUUUAUGGUAAAUGCCAAAAACAGCUCACUAAACGGGAGGUGGAGGUGGUAUUUAAUUAUCAAGAAGUAACAACAACAAAAAAAAAAAAAAAAAAGAAGUAACAACAAAAUGAUGCUUUUAGCUAAGCUGCCCAGUGAGCCAGCCCCUGCUUUUUCAUGUCAUUCCUGGGAUUUUUGUCACACUUUUGUCCUUGAACAAGGCUUUCCCUCUUGUCUUCCAUUCUCAUGCAUAAUUUUCAGAAGACCAUAAUUCAAGUGGAAACACACUACCCAGUAUUGUUUGAUACAGUUUUUUAUUUGAUAAACAUUCAGUGCAGGAAACUGUAAUUUUGCUCUAGGUUUGUGUAUAUAAUCUCAUUCUGCAGUUAUCAGAAUGUUGACAUAUGGUACAUUGCAUUUUUAUUUUUUACAUGUGUAGCUUUCUUUCUUCACAGUCAAAACAUUUAUAUUAUCAGGUGGGGGCAGAGAAUUAAGCUAGUUGGCUCCAAAAUCCAUGUGUAUGUAUCUGUCCAUGGAGACAUCUAAAAAUUAAAACCAAAGUUGUACGUAGUUCAGUAAUGCUCUUCACUGUUUACAGCACUAUAAACAUCCAUAGGAAGGUAGCAAAGGAAGGGGCUCCUCAUUUGUAAAAAAUUUCCAGCGCUAGCAUUGGUCUUUGAGUUUCACAGGUCUAGAAUAGGGCUCUGCUUCUUGGAGCUCACAUGGGAAUUUGCUGACAUUCAUCUGUCACUAAUAUAAUGUCAAGUGGCUAUAAAUAAAUGCACUAGCAUGGCAUGGAAACAGAGGGACUGUUCUUGUUCACAUCCAUAGACACUUACAUGGGAUGGAGAUCAGUUGCUACUCACUGCCCAGAAGUUUUGGCAUUCACUACUAUUUUUUUCAAUUAUUUGUUGUGUACUUUACAUUUCAGUAAAGCCAAGUAUGAAAUAUACGUACCAUACAGAUAAUGAACAUACUGUCGUACUAAAACAGUUUUUCUGUAGUGUGCCUAAAAACAUAUAUUUGCUUUAUGUAUCACUUUCUGGAGUUAUCAUACUAUAAAAUGAUGUGCUUUGUGAUAGAAAACGAGCAUUACUAGAAACUAUCAUAAUUUUUAAGUUAUUAUGAUUUGGGAGGAAAAAUAAUCACCAAAUAGCAUCUUUAAGAUGUCUCUCCAUUUUUGUUCGCCCAACAAAUAAACCAAGACAGAGAGUAGAAAAGGUAUGUAUGUUUAGUCUGAACAUAUUUAAAUGUAAAUAUAAAAGGCUAAUCCAAAAAUGUUGGAAAACUGUAAAAUCUGUAUAUAUUUUGAGUAUUUUG
Molecule: messenger RNA, 3752 nt
Organism: Alexandromys fortis (reed vole)
Lineage: Eukaryota; Metazoa; Chordata; Mammalia; Rodentia; Cricetidae
Gene: Slc38a4
Product: solute carrier family 38 member 4
Exons: 15
Coding region: 247-1860 (537 amino acids)
Biological process (GO): amino acid transmembrane transport
Cellular component (GO): plasma membrane
Molecular function (GO): L-amino acid transmembrane transporter activity
Source: RefSeq, a predicted model, not a curated record